CGGUUAUUUACUCCGACUAUUCAAUCCGAAUUAACAAAAAGCGGACAAUUAUCCUACGCUUAAAUGGACAUAACUUUGUUAAGACAAGUCUAUAAAUAUUGUAAAAAAGGCUAUUGAGAUUGAUGCCUCAGUGAUCAGGAUAACUCUCUAAAAAAAUGUUAAGACACAAUAAUGCCGUGACGUCGCAAAACAGAGUAGCAGAUGAACCUGUAACUGCUGGAGUUGGAGAUGGAGGUCUAGAGCUCGAACCACCUGAAGAGGGCGCCACUCUCGAAAACCCGCCAAAUAGAGAAUGUCGAACUUGGUUAAUAGUUCUUUCAUGCGCUUUGAUAAAUGCGUUGCUAGGCUUUAUGGAGAUGGUUAUAGCCGUCUCUAUUCUCAAAAUGUCGUCUGAUCACGGAACUAACGAAAUACUACAAGCAGAAAUUGUAUUACUGUUCGUGGCACUUGUUAAUGUGUAUGCUCCACUGGGUGCAGUUGUUAUGAUUCAUUUUGGUUACCGGGCAACAGUUUGUAUUGGAGCCGGUAUCGUCAUGGUAGCCGUUAUCGCGCUAUCUUUUCUUAAAGAGGACGACGAACACGCUGUAAAGUUCUUUCUUUAUGGACCCGCACCAAUAGGCAUGAGUUUCAUCAAACUAGGCGCAUUGAUCCCAGUGUUAGAAUACUUUACAACACAAAGAAUGAAAGCGUUAUUCUUAUCAAGACUUGGGACAUAUGCUGCACAGAUUAUCUUUUUUCUCAUACUAACACUAGAUUCACCUGACAUUAAUUGGAGGGCUUAUUUCAGGGGCUGCACAGGGUUCUGUAUCGGAAUUGGAUUGCUCGGCUUAACGCUACAGGAACUUAAACUCAACAUGAAAGAUGGAACAGGAACAUUUGUUGCAAGGACCCUUGGUGUUGGAAGUAAACAAAUUCUUAAGAACGCACUAUUUUGGUCAACAUGUGUUAUAUUUUUCUUUUACCAAUGGGGCAUUGAAACGCCUCAAGUUCGUUUCGCCUCACUUCCUAAACGCAAUGAAAUAGAGAUAAAACGUGCGGGGAAUCUCGUGUUCACAUUAAGUCCGACCACCGGAGAACUAUUUGGAAUGUUUUUAGCAUGGAUAUUCAAGAAAGUUUACUAUAAGAAAGAGAGCCGAUUGCACUUGCGAACGUUGAAGGCAGACCGCAUGAAAGUAGUUUUUCGUAUUUCAUUUGUGGCAGCAUUUAGUAUGUC
Ruditapes philippinarum (Manila clam) is the source of this 1213-nucleotide messenger RNA. RefSeq lists its product as uncharacterized. NCBI's taxonomy places the organism in Eukaryota, Metazoa, Mollusca, Bivalvia, Venerida, Veneridae. The record is from RefSeq and is a predicted model, not a curated record.